UAACUAUUUUGCACUGAGAAGCACCGAUUGUUCUUUGCUUUUUGUCCCGUGACAACUGUUCGACAUUUUUCCUUUCUGAGGUCCAAGCAUUUAUAAUGCGCAUCUACUUGUGAGUCUGAAGAACAAUACCAGCGUGACAUGGAGACAAUGGAUGAGUGGAUCUGUGACCAGGACACCCUUGGAUACGACGAGGCUUGUAUCAACUUGCGCACAGAAGAUUCGAACGCCUGGCUCUACCUGCUUUCCGCGGAUUGCGCGCUGUGCCCAUAUACUAGGAUCAAGCAGAUCGUAGUAAACUGGACUUCCAGCGUGACAAUCGAUACUAUUCGAUCCACGAGCUUGAGAGUAUUGGAUGCCGAGGAUCCCAACGAAUUUAUAUCCGCUAAAAAUACCAGCGACGUGAUCUGUGAGCUGACGCCGAACCUGGGACAGUUCGGUGUGUACGAACUUUCUAUAGUGAAUCGAAGCUGCGAUAUAAAGGUUCUGAAUGCGCCAACGUAUCCUUAUACAGAGCUUCUUGUUAUUUUUGGAGUAUUGUUACUCGUUCUAUUUGGUCUGUCUGGCUUGAAAUCACUGUGGCACGUAUGCAGGAAGAAAUAUAUGAAAAGUCAGGUGGAUGAUGGCGCUAUGAAGCAACCCGCGAAACGUCGAGUGAAGGCGAUUGACACGGUGCGGGGGGCCAGUACGUUGUUGAUGAUAUUCGUGAACGAUGGAUCGGGUGGUUAUAGGACUCUUGGUCAUGCGACUUGGAAUGGAUUGCUUCCAGGAGAUUUGUUGUUCCCUUGUUUCAUAUGGAUCAUGGGCGUGUGUAUCCCCAUAGCGAUGUCCAGUCAGAUGAAGCGCAUGACACCGAAACGCCAGAUAUUAUAUGGGAUCGUCAAAAGGAGCAUACUUUUAUUUCUAAUCGGGUUGUCCCUGAAUACGGUGAGCACAGGUGGCCAGCUUGAAACCAUCCGCAUAUUCGGUGUUCUGCAACGAUUCGGUAUAACUUAUUUCGUUGUUGCUCUGUUAUAUUUCCUUUUAAUGUCAAGAAGACCAAGAAAGAUACAAUCUCCAAUGUUACGAGAAGUGCAAGAUUUUCUUCUGCUUCUUCCUCAAUGGUGCGUGAUGCUCGUGAUUGUGGUCGUUCAUUGCGUCAUAACAUUCUGCUUAAACGUUCCAGGAUGUCCCACUGGAUAUCUUGGUCCCGGUGGUCUUCACGACGACGCGAAAUACUUUGAUUGUGUGGGCGGUGCAGCAGGCUACAUUGAUAGAGUGAUACUUAAAGAAGCUCAUUUGCACCAUUCAGCUACGGUUUAUAAAUCUGGACCGUACGAUCCUGAAGGAAUUCUGGGUACCCUUACAGCGGCGUUUCAAGUCUUUCUUGGCCUACACGCUGGCAUAAUCAUGAUGACUUACAAAGACUGGAAAGAACGUGUAAUCAGAUGGUUAGCAUGGGCUGCGUUCUUCGGUUGCGUAGGAUGCGUUCUUCAUUUUACCAACGUAAUUCCCGUCAACAAGAAAUUAUGGUCACUGUCAUUCGUAUUCGUAACCACGUCUUUUUCCUUGGCUUUCCUUUCUGCUUGCUACUUGCUCGUAGAUGUCGUCAAGGUGUGGAACGGUGGACCUUUUCGUAUUCCUGGUAUGAAUGGUUUACUGCUGUACGUUGGCCACAUGGUGUGCUAUCAAAAUUUCCCUUUCCACUGGAGCAUCGGUAGCAUGGAAAGUCGAGCACUGCGUUUAUGCGAGGCCAUUUGGGGCACUGGAUUAUGGUCAAUUAUUGCAUACAUUAUGCAUGCAAAACGCAAUUACAUCAGCCUAUGA
Molecule: messenger RNA, 1803 nt
Organism: Bombus impatiens (common eastern bumble bee)
Lineage: Eukaryota; Metazoa; Arthropoda; Insecta; Hymenoptera; Apidae
Product: heparan-alpha-glucosaminide N-acetyltransferase-like
Exons: 12
Coding region: 139-1803 (554 amino acids)
Source: RefSeq, a predicted model, not a curated record